AUGGGGAGAGUCAGCAACAGGAGAAAAGAGAACGCCUACCUGGGUGACCAGCAGACGACCCUAGAUGAGGAAGCGGACGACAGCCUCCCGAGUUUCGUGUCAGCCAUCCAGAACGUGACAGUCUCCGUGGGACGCGACGCGAGACUCUCCUGUGUGGUGGAGAACCUGGGAGACUACAGGGUGGCGUGGAUCUACAAGGGCACGGGUGGCAGGACAGUACUGACAGUGGCCACGCAGGUGAUCACCAAAAACCCAAGGAUCUCUGCCACGCAGGAGGCACAGGCUUGGGUGCUGACGGUGACCAGUCUGACCCAGCGUGACCAGGGCGUGUACAUGUGCCAGGUCAACACCAAGCCGGCCAGGAAGCAGCUCGGGUAUAUCAGGGUGGUGGUGCCGCCCACCAUAGACGACAAGGCCAGCAGCAGUGACGUGUCGGUGAGCGAAGGAGGCGAGGCUGUGUUGACGUGUGAGGCGAGUGGAGACCCUCAACCCGCCAUCCGCUGGGUGAGGGAGGACGGCCAACCGCUACCUGCCACUGCCAAUGCUUCAGUCUCCGAGGAACACUUGGGUCGUAGUCUGGUGCUGUCCUCCGCGUCCCGGAAUGCCAGUGGCGCCUACCUGUGUAUCGCCACUAACGGCGUGCCCCCUGCGGUCAGCAAGAGGAUUCUGCUCUCCGUCAGCUUCCCGCCGGAGGUUGUGCAGCAGGCGGGGGACGUGGUGGUGGGCGUGGCGGGGGGCGUAGGAGGCGUGGGGGAGCUUAGGUGCAGGUUCUGGGCGUGGCCACGGAGCAAGGUGACGUGGCUGCGGGGACCCAGAGAGGUGAACCUGACGAGGAGAGGAAUGACCGCCGCCACCACGAGGGAGGAGGCGGCGUGGGGACUAUGGACGUCUGAGCUGCGCGUGAAGGUGCGCGACGUGGAGGACCUUGGCCAUUACCGUUGCUUAGUGACCAACCAGCACGGGGACGCCGCUUGCACCUUCCAGCUUGUGGAAAUCACCACCACCACCACCACCACAACCACCACCACCAUCACCACUACCAGCACCAGCACCAGCACAGUCGCACCUCCACCUCAUCACCGCAUCAAUCCUCCACCGGCCUCCACCUCGGCGCCGGCAGGAACCCAGCCUCCAUUCGUCCCUUGGAGGAAAAUUCACGAUAAAGGCCCCACCACCACCAUCACUACCAUCGGCCCCAACAGUGUGCUUGAAGGAGCAGAAGGUGUGGCGGCGGAUGACGAUCCUGACCUUAAGCAUCGCAAGACGCCCCUCAGAUACUUUGAGCCGCCCACCUCUUCCUCAUCUCGCCUCUCUGCCUCGUCUCUCCUUGGGACAUGUGUGGCGCACGUCAUCCUCGUCGUCCUCCUCUUCGCCAGAUCCUAAGGACGUCGUCGCACACACACACACACACACACACACACACACUCACACACACACACACACACACACACACACACACACACACACACACAAGGGUUACACGUUCGUCAGUAAGAGAGUGAGAGAGUUAGAGUAAGUAGAGAUUAAAGAUAAUAAUCCUCACACCUUUCUUCCUCCCUUACUCGUUCAAUACUCGAUGACACACACACACACACACACACACACACACACACACACACACACACAAAGCCAUUCACUGAAACACUUCAUCGUCCUACAGCAGGUUAUGUCUCUCCAUCAUGUCCUUUCAUUAUUUUAAUUUUUGCCUCUACCCUUAAGGAAGUAUACUGUGUGGCGCUCCUCUUAUUAUAAAAAAAAGAAAAUAUUGUCUCUGUU
Scylla paramamosain (green mud crab) is the source of this 1776-nucleotide messenger RNA. Its product is annotated as protein amalgam-like. Gene Ontology annotation, cellular component: neuron projection. Lineage: Eukaryota; Metazoa; Arthropoda; Malacostraca; Decapoda; Portunidae. The coding region runs from base 1 to 1383 and encodes 460 amino acids. The record is from RefSeq and is a predicted model, not a curated record. The transcript has 11 exons.